Cicer arietinum (chickpea) is the source of this 1463-nucleotide messenger RNA. RefSeq lists its product as uncharacterized. Lineage: Eukaryota; Viridiplantae; Streptophyta; Magnoliopsida; Fabales; Fabaceae. Gene Ontology annotation, molecular function: carboxylic ester hydrolase activity; lysophosphatidic acid acyltransferase activity. The record is from RefSeq and is a predicted model, not a curated record. Gene Ontology annotation, biological process: phosphatidic acid biosynthetic process; lipid homeostasis.
UUAGGAAAAAAAAAAAAAACUAUUGGAAUAAGGAAGGAGAAGAAAGGAAAAAAAGUUUGAAGAAGAAUCAGCACAAGCAGCAAUGGCAAUUACAAUGUGUAUUUCUGUUUGUUCAAUUUUCAAAGUUUCUUGUUACAGUUACAAUAAGGCAGUAACUGUAUCAGUGCAAAAGAAUGAGAAGAUGAGUGUCCCUUACAAUCUGAAAGAGGGACAAUUUCGUAUUUUCCAUGAACUCUCUUCUUCUGGUUUGAAGAUGGAGGUAAUUGUUCAGAAGAAGAAGAAGAAUGAAAGUAGAAAUCCACCUUUGGUUUUUGUUCAUGGAAGUUAUCAUGCUGGUUGGUGUUGGGCUCAACAUUGGUUGCCUUUCUUUUCUUAUUAUGGCUUUGAUUGCUAUGCUCUUUCCUUGCUAGGACAGGGUGAAAGUGAUCAACCGGCUGAUACAGUUGCUGGUACACUUCAAACACAUGCAAGAGAUGUUGCAGAUUUUAUUCAUCAAAAUAUAAGAUCACCACCUGUCUUGCUUGGACAUUCAUUUGGAGGACUUAUUAUUCAGUAUUAUAUUUCCAAUUUAGGAAAUGACAAACUCAAAGAAAAUUUAUACCCGGAGCUUAGAGGAGCUGCCCUUGUUUGUUCUGUACCUCCUUCUGGUAAUAGUGGUCUAGUGUGGCGAUAUCUCUUUUCCAAGCCAAUAGCUGCCUUCAAGGUGACAUACAGCUUGGCAGCAAAAGGUUUUCAAAGCUCUCUUUCUCUUUGCAAAGAGACAUUUUUCUCAGCCUCAAUGGAGGAUCAUGUUGUUAAAAGAUAUCAAGAACUAAUGAAAGAAAGUUCAAGGAUGCCAUUGUUUGAUUUAAGAAAGCUAAAUGCUUCACUUCCAGUUCCUUCAGUGCCAAACUGUCCUCUUGAAGUUCUUGUUUUGGGUGCAAACAAUGAUUUCAUUGUGGAUUCAGAGGGACUCAAAGAAACAGCAAAAUUUUAUGGUGUGUCACCUAUAUGUGUUGAAGGAGUUGCACAUGACAUGAUGUUGGACACUUCAUGGGAGAAAGGUGCAGAAGUUAUUCUUUCAUGGCUAAAUGGUUUACAAAAGUAAGAAGGAAAAUAGCAGAGGAAAUGUUUGGUUCAUUUUCUCAUUUUUGUAGGAGUGAUUGCUUAAACUCAUUACAAAUGAUUGACAAGUUUCACCAAGCUUCAAGCUGAGGUAACAGAGACACAAUGAGAUGCAAUUUGUGUAAAACUCAUUUCCUUAGCAGAUAUGUUGUGCAUUUAGAGUGUUGUGUCACAAUGAUUUUUUGUUUCAUUCUUUGGCAUGUUUUUUUUAUUACAAGAUAGAAACUUCUGCUAAGUAUGUGUUUUGGUUUUAAUUUUAGAUGUCUCAAAAUUGAUUAAUUGAUUUUGUUUAGGAUUUGUAGCUUUUGGCUCUAAAGUCCAAACACGAUUAUUAUUCAACUCAAGUUUACAUAAAUUUA